AUGGAAACAGCUUGUCUCUCGGCCCACCGAGGGCUGACCCGUCCUGAGGCCAAACAAACCCUCACCUCAGCGGCGAAACUAUCUAGGGGUGACCUGUCCCCUCCAUCGCUACCUGCCGGUCAUUCAAUGGCAGAGACACCGGCAGCUAGCGAUGGCAGCAGGAGAAAUUCAGGCUUCAAGAAACACCACCACAAGCAUAACCUGAAACACCGCUACGAAUUGCUCGAGACUCUCGGAAGAGGGACCUAUGGCAAAGUCAAGAAGGCAAUUGAACGACACUCCGGCAGAGAGGUGAGACACUUAUUUAUGCAUAGGGGUUUUAAACACUCUUUACGCAUAGGGGUUUCAAGAACCCUGUAUGCCUGAGACAUCUGUAAAAGUUCUUCUUGCGUUUACACAGGCAGCCAAUUCUGGUCUUUUGACCAAUCAGAUCAAGAAAAUAUCUGAUAAAAAUACCAAUUAUUGGAAAAAAUAUCAGAAUUUGGCUGGCUAUGUAAUUUAAGCCUACAGACUUGAGACGCCCAAUCCUGAGACAUAGCUACAACAAAGAGGCCCCAAAUAGCUUCUUUGCUGAGCUCUAGGCAUGUGCAUCUUUUUUUCCCUCUGGGAAUUCCCCCGUGCUCAUAAGGCCCUAGAGGCCCUGGGAAUGUCUUUAGCACGCGCUGUCCUCAAUGAUACACAUCAUUGAAACAGGCCAACACUCCUCCAAGAUACUUCAGCCUACUCACACUGAAUGGGCUGGAAUGUGCCAUUUAUUGCUGGAAGGUUAAGAGGCAAACUCAAACUUGAGAGCUGGCCUAGAAUAACACCUAUUUUUGAUGUUGUUGAAAUAAUUUAACUGCAUGUUAAAAUAAUAAUUGCCUGAAUGACUGUGUCCCUUUUACCAAUGUCCCUCAACUGUUUUGUUUUUGUUUGUGUCUUGGUGUUGUUUUGGUCAACAAGUUCCUCGAGUUUCUCAAUGACUUGGAGGACUGCAGCAUGUCAUUGAAUGCUCACCAUCUGCCCUCAUGCACCAUAUUUGGAGACCCAUGUACCUCACCUCUUCAGAUAUUUCUAUGUGCUGCAGAAUUUUACCCAUGGUCCCCUUUUGGCAGAACGAGAGGAAAUUUCCUUACGUGUGUUCAGAUUCAGAAUGCCAGGGGGGAAACUCAGUCGGGUCAACAUGUCCCUCUGUGUUCCAUAGCUCCUGGCACAUGCAUGCUUGGCACCAUAAACCCAUAGCUCAAAUAGCUCCCUCACAUGGCCUGCCUGGCAGGUGCCACUGCUUUAUGGCAUCAAUGCCUUAUAGCAAGUUUUCCAACUCAUUAAACAGCUUGGUUCAAGUGAAAAUCAGGGUCUGUUUGGGUCUGUUUUUAAAAGCCUAGUCACAUUUGGUGAUAUUUUUAAGGCUAUUGUGUUAUAUCCCAUUAAUAACCACAGUUUUACCACUUAGUAUGUCAUUGCCAUCUCCACAUGCCCUGACAUCAUUCUAGAGAUUUAUGGAGUGAUGGUAGUGCCUGAUCAAAAUAAUGUAUGCACUAACUGUAAGUCGCUCUGGAUAAGAGCGUCUGCUAAAUGAUUAAAAUGUCAAUGUAUCAGUGAGCCUGGCCUGGCUUUGUUCUUCAGCCUUUAAUGAUUCCACUUCAAAUAGCAGGCAGCAGAGCUGACCCUGGAACCCUAGGUGGUAGCUAAUUAUAAAUCAACCUGAACAGUUGCCAUUGAAUGUGUCACAACAUUAUUACCAGUACAAGUGGCCAUGGGCCCUUUGUAAAUUAACACUUGAGUACAUUCAGUUCAGAGGCACCCAAACAGAGAUAGAGAGGGUGUGCAGACUGUGGCCCCAGGGCACGUGUGUCUGGCAUGGUGCUGUGAGAGUGUACACGACCCCUGACCUAAAGAGCCCCUAGUGUCCAUAUGAUAGAGAUAGCAACAGGGUGAGAGACUGUUAUGGAAUCCCUCUGCUGGCCCUGCCUGUAUUACUUUCCCUGGCGUGCCCCGGCUUCCUUUGCAGCUAAUGAGAAGAGCAGAAGGGCAAAGAGAUUGAGAAGAGACUGAUGACGUGUGUGUGGGACUAUCACUGAAGAGAGAUUGAUUAGAUGUCGGGGUGCAUGAGUGCAUGUGUUAAAGUUUGACAGCCUGUAGACAUAGAAUCUGCACAACCUUCUGUUGUGUUUGUCGGCUGCUCACUUUGGAUGGCAAGUCGGUUUAUCUGUGUCCUCAUACUGUAUGUGUGGCUUGAUUUGACUACUGUAUGUGUGGUUUGAUUUGAUUACUGUAUGUGUGGCUUGAUUUGACUACUGUAUGUGUGGUUUGAUUUGACUACUGUAUGUGUGGUUUGAUUUGACUACUGUAUAUGUGGUUUUAUAUCACUACUGUAUAUGUGGUUUGAUUUGACUACUGUAUGUGUGGUUUGAUUUGACUACUGUAUAUGUGGUUUUAUAUCACUACUGUAUGUGUGGUUUGAUUUGACUACUGUAUGUGUGGUUUGAUUUGACUACUGUAUGUGUGGUUUGAUUUGACUACUGUAUGUGUGGUUUGAUUUGACUACUGUAUGUGUAGUUUGAUUUGACUACUGUAUGUGUGGUUUGAUUUGACUACUGUAUGUGUGGUUUGAUUUGACUACUGUAUGUGUAGUUUGAUUUGACUACUGUAUGUGUAGUUUGAUUUGACGACUGUAUGUGUGGUUUGAUUUGACUACUGUAUGUGUGGUUUGAUUUGACUACUGUAUGUGUAGUUUGAUUUGACUACUGUAUGUGUGGUUUGAUUCUAACUCUUGCACGUGUGGUUGUUAUGCUGUAGAUGUUGCCAGGACAGAAGGGUGUGUGUAGGCGCGUGUGUGUGCUUACAUGCGUAGGCCUCCUGUAGCUCAGUUGGUAGAGCAUGGCACUUGCAACGCCAGGGUUGUGGGUUCAAUUCCCACGGGGGGCCAGUAUGAAAAAUGUAUGCACUCACUAACUGUAAGUCGCUCUGGAUAAGAGCGUCUGUUAAAUGACUAAAAUGUGUGUGUGAGGGAGGAGAUGCCUUGGUUGUGGUGACAGCAGGGCCCAGAGUGGGCAUUGACACAUGAAAGGCCAUCCCCAGCAGGAAAUGAGACACGAAUGGAAAGUUAAUAUCCUGUGUGGGGGUCCAAAGCAGAGGGAGGGAUGAGAAGGUAGGAGGAGGGGAGCAGUUUAAAGACAGGGAAACCCACCAUAAUGGGAAUGGUGGGCUUCACUUAAGGGGUUAGAAAGUCACAUUCAUAUGAGUUUAAAGCACUAGAUUACCUCACCCCCAAACAAUGGAUUCACUGGGGAUUAACUGGGAGGAGAAAAUUACUGAGAUUCACUGUUAUGGGCUGUAGUUGUGCAGUUAUCAGCAGUUUUUCUUCUUCACUCUGGCUCUGUGGUAAACAGAUGGCUCAGCUCUCUCAAUCAAUAAUAGGGUCCUCCCUGCUAUUGUCAACUCCCCUGACACACACACACACACACACACAAAAUAUCUCUCUCUAUCCACACAAAUGAACAUGAUCUUAAGAGAGAAAGGGAACUUGUGAUGGAUACCUCAUCUAUUUUAAUGGGCUGAGAAACCGCAGGUCGUUGUCAGGCUCUAGUGGAGCGGAGCGUGGCCUCUCACAUCAAACACACUGCAGCAUACAGCCUGUAGAGGAGGACUAUACCUGGCACAGGGUGGCUGGGCCAGGCCGGUAGGGCAGCCAUCUGUGUGACUGACAGUAAUAGCACACCACUUAAAGACAAACGCAGGGCUGCAGUACUGUAGCCAGUCAGCCAGCUGGCAGGUGGAUGAUACACAGGCCUGCGUGUUUAAUGACCCCACCCACUACAGGGUCCCAGGGGGAUAAGAGACGAGCCUGGGGGGAUGGAUGGAUCUUUGUCUGCUCUCUGUAUUGUUGGAAGGCUGUCUCUCUAAUAGGUUGACAUAUUUCUUCUUAUUUCUUGUGUGUUUUUUCUAGUAUUACAUUGUUAUUGAUUAUUGCAUUGUUGGGUUUUGCGUUUGCAAGAAAGGCAUUUCACUGUACUCAUGCAUGUGAUAUUAAAAACUUGAAACGUACAGUAUAAUGAGGGUCAAAGGGCAGUAUCUAUUGAUACUGUACUAUCUGCAAUAAGGAAGUACAUGCUGUCCAGUCGUCCACAAAUCUCUCUAAAAAUUAAACCACACACACCACUUUACCCAUGACUUAGGGUCAUGUCAGUAAGACCAUUGUGUACUCCCUAAAAAAAUUAAUUCAGAAAUAAACCUUUGUGUAUUUAUACAUGACCAUCUCCAAGUAGAGUAUGUCCUGUAUUGUAUUUCUAUAGGAACUGAAAGAACACCCCUUAAAUUAAAAACAGCAAAAGUGAAAAACAGACCUGCAGUGUCCUGCUUCACAUAGAGACAGACUGGGGAUUUACGUUCCCUCUCAUGGUUUAGGAUUUGGCAUGAAGUGAAUACAGUACUAAUGCUGUUGAUAACCCCAUGAGGUAAUGGAACACACGAAACAGUGGAGGUACAACACUUAACCAAUAAAGACCAGUGACUAACUAAGACUUAAAGACUGCUACUCAGCGUGUGGAAACAAAACAGGGCCUUUACUUGUUCAUAUUUACAUCUUUCUUUUAAUUCUAUGUAAUCAAGUCGUUCUCUGGAUGAAGAAAGUUAUUCGGUUGGGUUAUUUUUAUGAAUUUACACAGUAAUUAGCUUGGCACACUGACUGUGUGGUUUCUACUGCUGCCUGGCCCUGGAGUAGAAUUGGCCUCCACUGUAAUUGACCUCUCUCUUAGUAAGGAAAGCUUUUGUCCUCCCUAUAGGCUAGCAAACAGAGACCGGCUGAAUGAAUACAGUAGUAAGGAUAGUCUAUGGGGCUCAAACAUGUAUGUUUAGCAUUAGGGGGAGUCUCUGUUGACUUGACAUUUUUUACUCUUAUCCAGAGCGACUUACAGGAGCAAUUAGGGUUAAGUGACUUGCUCAAGGGCACAUCGGCAGAUUUUUCACCUAGUCUGCUCUGGGAUUCAAACCAGCGACCUUUCGGUUACUGGCCCAACGCUCUUAACCACUAGGCUACCUGCCACCCUUGACCUUAGGCCUCUGGUUUGUAGUUUUUACAAUAGAUGUGGGUGUAGACCUACAUACUGUACGACAUGUGUAAGUGUUUGUGAGCAGGAUGGUGUAAAUCAACACGAUACGUUGGCCUGAAAAUGUGUUUGUUUGGCACUUGCAUCUACUGUAAUGUCUUCGCAGGCUUGUUAAGAAGGUUCAGCUCAUCAAUCCACACACACCGCCCCGAGCUGCAGUUGCCAUGGAAACCCACAGCACUGAAACACCCUAUUCUCCUUGAUGUUCUACCUAUGUCCAUUAGACCGGAGUCUGGCUAGGGGGAGUCGCCCCCGCCCCACUCCACACACAUCACAGACUAGAUAGACCAAGCCCCUAGCACUAGCUGUCUGUUAAUACCAGGGUGAACACUCAGUACAAAGGAGUCCUCCAUUACUGCACCACGUGCCACAUUGUUUUUUCGCCAAGAGCACCUUUAUUUUCUCCUCUUAAGAGACGGGGAAUUACACAGCAGGAGCCUCUGAUGACUGAGUCUCAGUGCCUCUCCUGUCUGGGUUGACUGGCUGAGUGGAGAGCAGAGGUCAGAGGUCACAAUGGGUGGGUCACUAUGGGGCUCUAGGAAGGAGGGUCAAAGAGUGUUCAUUUAGAUUAUGUUAUGUAAGACAUACUGUAUUUUGUGAAGGUCAACAGAGCAAACAUUCUGGCUGUCCAAAUGUCCCUGCUGAUGUACGUGCAACGAGCUGUCUGCAACGAGUGUUGUGGUUAUUGUUUUUUAACAUAGUUUGUGUGUGUCUGAGAGGCUGAUUAGGAGAACACUUCUAUAAACUAGCUUAUAAGGAGUUGGAGUGCUGCUCCCUCCUGAGUGUCCUCCCGAGUGGCGCAGUGGUCUAAGGCACUGCAUCGCAGUGCUAGCUGUGCCACUAGAGAUCCUGGUUCGAAUCCAGGCUCUGUCGUAGCUGGCUGUGACCGGGAGACCCAUGGGGCGGCGCACAAUUGGCCCAGGGUAGGGGAGGGAAUGGUCAGCAGGGAUGUAGCUCAGUUGGUAGAGCAUGGCAUUUGCAACGCCAGGGUUGUGGGUUCGAUUCCAGUAUGACAAAAAUAAAAAUGUAUGCACUCACUAACUGUAAGUCGCUCUGGAUAAGAGCAUCUGCUAAAUGACUAAAAUGUAUAUGCUGUGUGGGUGAAUUGACUCUUGGUUUGACCUGUGUUGAUUUAUCAUCACAAUCUGUUAGUGAGUUUGAUUGACCUGCCCACUCCACUGGUCAUUUUCUCAUGAUUUUACACAUUAGUCCACGUCAACUGACCAGAACACGUGUCUGUCCUCUGUGUCCUCAGGUGGCUAUCAAGUCCAUCCGGAAGGAGAAGAUCAAGGAUGAGCAGGACAUGGUUCACAUCCGCAGGGAGAUAGAGAUCAUGUCGUCCCUAAAACACCCCCACAUCAUCUCUAUUUAUGAAGGUGGGUGUCUGUCUAUACACACACAUAGCACUUGAUCUCUUCCUUCCUCCUGCCUGGUGCUGCUGUAAGACUGUCAUGUUAUGACAAGCAGAUGUCAUCAUCCGAUCUGGACCUCGGUUUUGGGAUGUUAUUCAUCUUUUCUUCUCUGUCUGAGCCCAGUGAGUAGAUCCAGUGUGUGUGUGUGUGUGUGUGUGUGUGUGUGUAUGACUGCAAGUGUGUGUGUGUGUGGGUGUCUUUCAGAGAGUGUGUGUAUACGUGCGUGCACGUGUGUGUGUCAGGGGGGUGUCCGUGAGGUUUGCCUCUCUCUCCCACAUCUGAGAGGUCUCCUCUUGUGUCUUCCGUGGUCUCAGGGCCAUACAUCUGUUAGUACUUGGAGAGAUCUCCAGCUGGGAGCCAGACUGAGACUGAGGAUAGUAGAAGGAGGGAGAGCGGGAGAGAGAGGAGGCUAACCCUGAGCCUGACUCCACAGAUAUGCACAGGGAGGAGAGGCCCUAAGCUCACGCAAAGCUACAUCCAUAUACAGUAUAUCUGUCCCACAACCCUCCAACAGACAAAGGCUUCACUCAUAUCUUGUGUUGCAUAUUUGCUCUUUUGGCUUGACCCCACACCUCCGUUUGAGAGGGGAAUUGUGAUUUACAGAGAAUGUUGAUGCAGGUGGUAUUAUCUUACAUUUUCCAAUCCAAGUUUGAACCACAAAUGAACCGCCAUUUCAAAGGGCAGUUAAACUAUGAGUCACAUCAGACUCAUUCCUAAUGCCUAUUUCUGUUGUGCCACAUUGUUUAACAACACUGCCCAAACCGGUUGACUAUGACUGCUUUGAUUGGGUUCAAAGUCUGCUAAACUUCAUCGACCCACGUGUUGGUGACGAACAGUCAAACAGUGACAUUUGUCAUGGGAACAACAGUGAGUGUUGUGGUUAUUGUUUUUUAACAUAGUUUGUGUGUGUCUGAGAGGCUGAUUAGGAGAACACUUCUAUAAACUAGCUUAUAAGGAGUUGGAGUGCUGCUCCCUCCUAUGUGUGUGCCAUGUACUCAGACCCACUGUCUGCUACCAACCCUUGCCAGUCAUUUCUUUGGAGAGGUUGCCUGGUUUCUGGUGUUUCUCUUGUUUACUGUUGUGGGCUGGCGCCCGCCCAGAAUAGCGUUGCAAAUGUAUAGACACAUAUGUGUAUCCGGCAACACCCGUGUCAACAACUAACUGCCUGUGUGAAACAAAGCUGAAACAGAUGUGCAGCGUUGAUUAAUUUUUUGAAAAUAAUGCCUGCGAGCAUUUAAAGCACAUUUGCUUGUCACUUCCAGCAUAAUUCAUAACCUCAUAACUCGAUUUUAAAGGAACAAUUUCCAGAGAAGUCUUCCUGAAGCAGUCAAUAUGGUCCAUUCCAUUGAAAUAGUAUUCACAACGGCUAUUUGUGUAUUGUUUUGUGUAAUGCCAUUGUUCCCCAGCAAACUUAAAGGCUACAAAACGAGCCUGACAAGGACCUCCCUCUGGUUUAGAAAAGAGAGGAUUUUAAGAAGAUUUCUCCGACUCAUUCUCUGGUUUGAAUGGAAAAAGCACUGCAUUAUCAGUACUGUGCAUUACCCUCCUUGUAAAAUAUAAGACAAAGAACUAAAUGUUCAUGUUAAAGGCCUCACUUCAGACAACACACAUUUAAACACACAAGGUAAAUGUUCUUUGUAACUUCCUUGUCCUCUAACUCAGCUGAGGUAGCGAUUUAGCUUAACUCUCAUGUUAACAGCUCAGAGGCCUAGCCCUAGCUGGCCAAGCAAAGUCCAGGGCAGUGGGACAAUAGGUGCUAAUUAGUGUGAUCUGAGACCUGCUGGCCGUGGAACAAAGAAAGAAUGAGUGACUGACGGAGGGGCAGCUAGCUAGCGGGACCCAGCCCAGCGGGCCGUGGAUAACACGCCUCCGUUAUGUAAACCAGGUAAUUAUCCCAUUGAAUCAUGGGGGGCUGGCUCUCAAACGGACCCCUGCCACGGCUCGCCGGAAGGGUCGUCCCGGGUCGAGGCUUUGUCAGCCAAUCAGAUCCGACCCCCAGGACAGCUGGCCCGCUUCCCGUGCUGCCUGCCCUGUCCGGCGGAACAGUCACAAUCAGGGAGGGUUACCAUCAAUCAGCAUCAACAUGUUUUUACCAUAGGAUUAUUCUCUUGACGGGAGGGUGAAGGAGAGGGGAGGGGUGGGCCUGUGAAGGUGCUCGCUCAUGGGUGCAGAGAGCGGUGACUAGGCCUCCACCCCUGGAGCCCCUGCUGUGUGGGAAAAUACACUGGCAGUUCUCAUCCCUCACAUGGUGCACUGCUGUUGGCACGGCAACAUGCCCUGGCUGUAGGCGUAAUGAUACAUGGGAGGCUAGAUAGAUAGUGGUGGAACAGGUUGUCCUGUGUCUAGUCUGUAGGGCGUUGAGGCUUCCUAUCUCUUCUCCAUGUGAAUAGGGCUUAGUGUGGGGGCUUGGAAUGUGGGAGAGAGUGGUGAAAGUUAGUGACAUGAUGAGAAGUUGAUGAUUUACUGUCCAGGUCAGGGCAAGAAGACACUAUGGACCUUUGGUUAACUAGGCCCCCUCCUGUAUUUAUCUUCUAUUUAACCUCUUUCCUUCGCUUCCUCUCCUCUCCUCUCCUCUCCUCUCCUCUCCUCUCCUCUCCUCUCCUCUCCUCUCCUCUCCUCUCCUCUCCUCUCCUCUCCUCUCCUCUCCUCUCCUCUCCUCUCCUCUCCUCUCCUCUCCUCUCCUCUCCUCUCCUCUCCUCUCCUCUCAUGUCCUCUUCUCUCCUCUCUUCUCCUCUCAUGUCCUCUCCUCUCUUCUCCUCUCCUCCCAUGUCCUCUCAUGUCCUCUCCUCUCUUCUCCUCUCCUCCCAUGUCCUCUCAUGUCCUCUCCUCUCCAAGGGGUUUGGCUGAUUACUAAAACACCCCCUCCCUCCCAGCAGUGUUGUUAAGACUCAAGCCAGACACAUGAGGUGGGGUUGGUAGUGAUGUAAUGUAAUCGUAUGAGCAGUGCCGAGAUGCAACGUGUUCUGGAGUUUGAACACAGCCAGUUUGCUCUGAAUCUGGUAGGGGUUCUCAUUUAGAUGAUAUUCAACAUAAUACUGUCCACUGAAACGAUGAAGUUAGUUGUUUUUCCGCAAAUGUUUUUGUGAUGAAAUCUCUGCUUUGAAACAGAUGGUAUCUGUCUGUGUGUCCAUGCUGACUGUGUCCAUUCUACUUCUUCUGUCUCCUCCAGUGUUUGAGAACAAGGACAAGAUCGUGAUUGUGAUGGAGUACGCCAGUAAGGGUGAGCUGUACGACUAUAUCAGUGAGCGCCGGCGCCUGAGCGAGAGAGAGACACGACACUUCUUUAGACAGAUAGUCUCUGCCGUGCACCACUGUCACAAGGUAAGAUUCUGCAGAGCAACACACACACAUUUCUGCAAAUCAGAUGCAGGGCGAAAUAUCAGAACCUUGUGAAUAUAACCGUAUAUAUCCCUCACGUUGUCAAGCAGUAUGAGCUAUGCUUUUCUUGGCAUCUUGGUGUUAGGGAGGACAGAUUUAACGCAAGCCAGUGUUGCCCAUAGUGCACUGAGCAGUCCCAGUCUCGGCUCUGGUUCCCUGGGCCCUCAUCUGUUGUCAUGUCUCCAUGUCCCUGGAUCACCCAAUAGCUCCCCCAGGACACCCCAUUAUCUCCACCCCCCCAUAGAAUGGAUCCUAGCCCACACCCUCUCCUCCACUCCCCUCAUUCAACCAUGGUCCUCCAGAGAGGGUGGAUGUUUGACUGGGCUCCCCCCUAGUCAUCAUCUCUACAGCUGGGAUAGGAUGAUGUCAUCUCCCCAGCAUAGAUAGGGGGAGCCCCACAAUCACAGUGUAUUGGGAUGAGUCACUAGAGGCAACCGCACUUGGGGGUGGAGUAGCAUGGUGUAGGGUGGGGUGAUAUAGUGUGGUUGACUGACACAGGAAGGAGGUGUACUGUGAGAGGGCUGAUUAGAGCCACCUCCCCCCUCUCCAGAAGCAUGUGAACAAGUGUUCCCUGUCACUGCUAACCAACUGAAGACACACAGCACAAAACAGAACCCAGCCACAGCUGUAAUGAAGUCACCCCAUCACUUCCAGAUCUGAAAUGGCUGCAUGUGUUUCCUGUCCCUGUGUGUACCACAUGUUAAUGCCUGCCUUGAAAGGGCCACUAACUACAUAGUUGCUAUUUAAUCCGGGGCUGUUGUGAGAACAUGAUUUAUCUGAGUCCAUAAUUACAGGCUCUUUUUUUAUUGUGACACGUUAGAGGGAAAAUCACUGCAGAUGUCAACACAAAGACGAUAGAGUGUGAGGCAGGGAAUUUAAACAGUACUAGACCAAUUGGCCCACUCUGACUAUAUCCCCUGAGAGCAACACUGGAGUUUGGUCUCUGUAAAUCACCACACCAUCAGCAAGCCGAGCGAACUGCAAACAAAUGGCCCUCUACUGUACCAACCUAGAACCAACUAAUGGACUGUUUGUUUUACAGAAUGGGGUGGUGCACAGGGAUCUGAAACUGGAAAAUGUGCUACUGGAUGAAAACUGUAACAUUAAGGUAAGAAAGAGUCAUUUUUAAUAAACUCUACAGACCUUGCUUUUGUAACCUUGUAACAGAGUCUGUAAAUGUUUAACAGAGUCUGUAACUUUGAAUAGAGUUUAGAUAUGCCGGUGCUUGAAGGGUUUCUGUCACCUUGUCAGUACCAUGAUACUUUUAAUGACCUUUGUUAUGUCACCUUGUCAGUGCCAUGAGACUUUUAAUGACCUUUGUUAUGUCACCUUGUCAGUGCCAUGAGACUUUUAAUGACCUUUGUUAUGAUGUUUUACCAAACCACUAUGUUCUUCUGUCUCCGUCUCCCCACCAGAUUGCUGACUUUGGGCUGUCCAACCUCUACCAUAAGGAAAAACUGCUGCAGACGUUUUGUGGUAGCCCUCUCUACGCAUCACCGGAGAUAGUCAACGGAAGACCCUACCACGGCCCAGAGGUAGGCACUAGGCAGGCACCACACAGGUCAGAGGUCACAGACGGACACAAUGAGACAGACUGGUUUUCUUUUGUCCCUGGGAGAAGUUAUUACUAAUCUCCAGGACCUGGCACUGUGGGGUGGGAGUCCCAGAGCUAAUAGAGAGAUAGUGGUGUAGGGAGGAAGAGAGAGAGAGAGGGAGGGAGAGAGAGAGUGGUGGAGGGAAGGAGGGAGGGCGGGAGAGAGGGAGGGGGAGAGAAAGUGAAGGAGGGAGGGUGGGUGGAGGCAUUAGGUCUCCUCUUUGAUGGGAUUACUCCCCAGUCAGUUACUAUUCCCAGCAACUCUCACAUCCUCAGUGGGAGGCCUCAGAUGGUGUCUCAGCUCCCUUUGAAGACUUUAAACUUCCGGACUUUAGGAGUUACACAGACAGGCCCAGGAACUUCACUGCCAAGGAUGGGUGGGACUGAGAAGUUGUUUAGUUGAGAAAAAGGGAGAGAGAGUAACAAAAUAGCCCCAAACGAUUUAUUGACUAAUUCCAAGGUAAUUGUUCUUCAGGGCGUUUUCCGAAUUGCAAGAAGAGUUGUGCGUUAUAAAAAGUCCAACCAUUCAAUUUUGUAUAAUUCACUGUGCAAAAAACCCCCACAGAGAUUGCAAAUUAAAAUGACAGAACCCAGUUGCGGAAAAUCCACAAAUUACAGCUAACACUGGAAACAAAAACAGAACACAACAAUGGCACUCGCCCCGUCUCACCCUCCCAGCGGCCCUGCCAGCCGACCAAUUACGGAGGAGAGGUCUCAGUCAGUUAACCAAUGAAAGAGCGGUUCCAGGGUGAGACAUUCCUGGCUUUGGCCCUAGGGGAAGUCCAGUCAGUGUGGGGCUGCCGGGGCAGCCCUAUCUAAUUUCCUGUGCCCUGACAGUCAGUCCCUGACAGCCAGUCCCAGACCUCAGUCCCAGCGCUGGGCUGGCUAUACCCCCCUGGCCAUCAACAGCCACAUUCCUCCAGGAGUCUUGUCCUUCCCUUCCAAAGGCUGACAUCUGGCUAAUCAGUGGCUGGCAGUGUGUCUCCUGAGAUCUGUCAGGGCCAGGAUAUCACAGCUCUGCCAUCUCUGCUAGACUCAUUACCCACCCUCCGUCCCCCUCUCUGUCCCCCCUCCUGCACCCUCCAUGCCCCAGACACUGGUCUUACAUAACCCAUUUACUAAGAAAGCCACAUUGCAUUAGGUUAGUGGACAGAAAGUAAGACAGAGGGAGAAAUGGGAACAAACUGGCACAAUCCCGACUCCACACUAGUGUUUAUCACUGUUUCUAUGGCUGAGAGGAUGGAGAUGGAAAGUGGGGCCAAGAGCAAUAUGGUAUAGCUGUGCGGUGCUUACAGUGUUUCAGCUGUCGCUACACCAUAGUUACGUCGUUCCAGUUCAGAUACAGUAUGCUCCUUGUUAAUGUUUUGAUAAUCUGUUGCUAACCCAGUAAUGGCAUUGAGCCUCAUUUAUCAGUUACUGGAAAUUGGAAAAGGGAAAUGUGAGAUUCCUAUCCUUUUCAACUGCGUCUCCAGUGACUGAUUUAACUGACUAAUCUCUCACAUUCAGUCUAUCUGAUCCUGAUCCUGAUCUGUGUAGCGACCUAUGUAUUGACACGUGUGUGUGUUGCUAUAGGUGGACAGCUGGGCUCUGGGGGUGCUGCUGUACACCCUGGUCUAUGGGACCAUGCCGUUCGAUGGAGGAGACCACAAGAACCUCAUCCGCCAGAUAAGCAAUGGAGAUUACAGAGAGCCCACCCAGUCCUCAGGUGCAGAACAAGACCCUCAAAUCAAAUCAAAUCAAAUACAAUAUAAUUGUAUUUGUCACAUGCGCCGAAUACAACAGGUGUAGACCUUACCGUGAAAUGCUUACUUACAAGCCCUUAACCAACAAUGCAGUUCAAGAAAGAGUUAAGAAAAUAUUUACUAAAUAAACUAAGGUAAAAAUUGUAAAAAAGUAACACAAUAAAAUAACAAUAACGAGGCUAUAUACAGGGGGUACCGGUACCGAGUCAAUGUGUGGGGGUACAGGAAAUUCAAGGUAAUUUGUACAUGUAGGUAGGGGUAAAGUGACUCAACCUACACAGUCUAAGAUCUAGUUUCCCUCUAUCCACACACCCUCUACGCUUAGAAAAAAGGGUUCCAAAAGGGUUCUAUGGCUGUCCCCAUAGGAUAACCCUUUUUGGUUCCAUGUAGAACCCUCUGUGGAAAGUGGUUUACCUGGAACCAAAAGGGUUCUUCAAAGGGAUCUCCUAUGGGGACAACCGAAGAAACCUUUUAGGUUCUAGAUAGCACCUUUUUUUGUAAGAUUGUAUACACUGUCUAAGUCAGGGAUGAGCAACUGGCGGCCUGCGGCCCCCCUUUUGAAGGCCCUCUCAUCAACCCCCCCCCCACAAAAAAUAAAUAACUCAGUCGGGGUCUCAACUUACUGUUGCGAGUUAGAAUAGUAGAAUACACAAGGUGCAAUUUAGAAAUUUGGUUGUGCAUCAGCAGUUUUUUUCUUGUUAUGUCAGUCACUGAUAGUCAGUCAAUUAGCCCAUGUCAGCAAAAAUUUGUUAGAUUGCUAAAUUAGUUUAGCAGCCAGAUAUCUAAACUUGUAAUCAUGGUCAAAUUACCGGCCGGUAAUUGAUUUUGUUAGUCAGUCUCACUCAGAUAUCAUAUUAAAAACUACAAACAUUUCUCUCCACCCCAUGGCAAAAUGUGUAGAAUUGCAUGAAAUAAGUUAUACAAUUGCUAAAUCUGCUUUCUGCCCCAUGGCAAAAUGUGUAGCAUUACAGCAAACUUGCUUUAAAACUGCAACAUUUUCUCUACACCACAUGACAAAAUGUGUACAAUUUCACAAAAUGUGCUCUAAAACUUACAGUACAUUGCUCUCCGCUGUCAAGAGGGGGGCCACUAAAAUGUUUUGCUCACAAUGUGGCCCUUCAGAUUUUUUGUGGCCCCCACCCCCAUCAAAUUUGACCAUUCCCGACUAAGUAGAACUAUUAUUAGAUAAUGAAUGCUCUGUAGCAAAAGAAAACACUGAAAUGUAACCCGAUCAUACAUGCCCCCUGUUGUGCUCAUAAACAGAAUGUUAAUCUCUGCUCCCCUCCUGUUUCCCUUCCCAGAUGCCCGCGGUCUGAUCCGCUGGAUGUUGAUGGUGAACCCAGAGCGGCGGGCCACGGUGGAAGACAUCGCCAACCACUGGUGGGUCAACUGGGGCUGUAAGAGCAGCGUGUGCGACUGUGAGACACAACGGGACAACGGCACCUCCUCUCCCAUGCUGGCCCGCUUCAUCGACUGGCAGAACCGCACCGAGCCCCGGCCGGGAAAACCCACCACCCUGCUGCCCCUGGUCCUCCGCCAGCGUCCCAAGAAGUCCAAGAAGGAGAAUGAAGUGGGGGAUGGGCCCCACGGUGGAGUGGAGGGGGACAAGCCAGGGCUGAAGAGGCCCAAGGGGAUUCUCAAGACCAGGGUGACGGAGGAGCAGCGCUCGCCCAGCCUGGAGGAGGUGGAGCUGGGGAGUGGUGGAGCGAUGAUGGGGCUCAGGCCAGCCGAGGGAGAAGCAGGCUGCUCUAGCCCCGACAGAGAGGAGGAAGAGGAGGAGCCUGCCCUGGCAGGGGGCUCGCCAGCUAAGAUGGUGCCCACCCUCCCCAAGAAGGGCAUCCUGAAGAACAACCAACAACGGGAAUCAGGGUACUACUCCUCCCCGGAGCGCAGCGAGUCCUCCGAGCUGCUAGGGGGCGCCACCAUGUCCCUGGUCACCGCCUGCAACUCCCCUCCUAGGAGAGUGGUGGGGAGGAAGGGCAUCUUGAAGCGCAAUGGGAAGUAUUCCACCUACAGCGGCCCUCCCUCAGCUGGUGCUCUCGGGGAGCCCUCCUCGGGGGGUGACUCAGGCCUGUCCCGUAGCCAGAGCCGUCCGUCCAGCAUGGUGUUGGAGGACGACGUCCUGUCCCCCAGUUUGUCCCCCGACUGGCCCCCCAUCGCCCCACACCGCCCCAACAUCAGGGCCUGCGUGUCAGCCGAGAACCUGCUGCAGCUGGCCAGCUUCAAGGGCUUCCAGGCGGCCCCUCCGCUCCAUGGGUCAAAGUUCAGCCGGACCCCCAGAGCGCUGGGGUCCCCAGGGGACAACGGCAGCUUCUCCCUGCUGGGGGACCUGGACGACAUGACUCAGGUGUACCAGCAAGCCCUGGACAUCAGCAGCAACCUCACCUAG
This is a messenger RNA of Coregonus sp. 'balchen', 15602 nucleotides long. Lineage: Eukaryota; Metazoa; Chordata; Actinopteri; Salmoniformes; Salmonidae. The record is from the annotation of a GenBank genome assembly.